This is a messenger RNA of Sebastes umbrosus (honeycomb rockfish), 2576 nucleotides long. RefSeq names its product nuclear factor 7, brain-like. The transcript is spliced from 2 exons. Bases 176 to 1621 code for a protein of 481 amino acids. Gene Ontology annotation, molecular function: zinc ion binding; protein binding. The record is from RefSeq and is a predicted model, not a curated record. Lineage: Eukaryota; Metazoa; Chordata; Actinopteri; Perciformes; Sebastidae.
AGAGGUGAGUGAAGAAGAAAGUAGAUUUUGACAUUGUUGAUCAGAGCUGAGACGCCAUCACAGGGUGUGAGAUCUCUGCUGGAAAACACACGUUUGGAUUAUUUGAAGCAAUCAAGAGACGGGACAGUAACUCGGUGAGUCUUGCUUUUGAAAGACAAUUUAGAUACCAAGACAAAUGGCUGAGAAAACUGCUCUUUUUGAAAGUUAUCUGAACUGCCAUGUGUGUUCAGAGACUUUCAGAGAUCCUGUGUCUCUGAGCUGCAACCACAGCUUCUGUUCAAGCUGCCUGAAGAAAAUCUGGGAACAAGCUGAAAACAAAAACUGUCCCAUUUGUAAAAGAAAAUCAUCUAAAGAUAAUCUUGGGUUGAACUUUGCACUGAAGGAACUGUCUGACUCGUUUGCUGAGAGACAGAAAGCUGGAUCAUCUGAGCCAGAAAUAAAGAAGAAGAAGGUGGAGGUGGUGUGUAGUAAACAUCAAGAAGAGCCUAAACUGUUCUUUAAGGAUGAAGAGAGAGCUGUGUGUCCUGUCUGUGAGUUUUCUCUCCACCAGAGUCACAAGUUGGUUCCUAUAGAACAAGCAGUCAGUGACCUGAAGGACCAGCUGACAUCUGACUUAGAGUCUCUACAGGACAAGAGGGACAAACAUGAAGAAGUGGAGAAAAAAUAUGAUGAAAUGGUUAAACACUCUAAGAAGCAGCUGUUCUCCACAGAGAGGCAGAUCACAGCAGAGUUCAACAAGCUCCACCAGUUCCUGAAAGAGGAAGAGGAGUCCAGACUGGCAGCUCUGAGGGAGGAAGAGGAGCAGAAGGGGAAGACUAUCAGCAGAGAGAUGAAGAUGAUUCAGGAGCACAUCUCCUCUCUGUCAGACAGUAUCUCUGCUGUUGAAGAAGACCUGCAGAAACACAACGUGCCCUUCCUCAGCAGUUGUAAAGCCACUCAGACCAGAGCCAGAGUCCAGUGCUCACUGUCAGAUCCACAGCUGGUCUCAGGAGCGCUGAUAGAUGUGGCCAAACACCUGGGCAACCUGUCCUUCAGAGUCUGGGAGAAGAUGAAGGACAAGGUCCACUUCAGUCCUGUCAUUCUGGACCCAAACACUGCAUGCCCCAUUCUCUAUCUGUCUGAUGAUCUGACCAGUGUGAGACGUGGAGACACAAUCCAGCAGCUUCCUGACAAUCCAGAGAGACACACUAAGUAUCCCACUGUUCUGGGCUCUGAGGGCUUCAGCUCAGGGAAACACAGCUGGGAGGUGGAGGUGGGAGACCAUCCUCACUGGCUUGUAGGUUUGACAAAAGAGUCAGCUGACAGGAAGGAGAAAAGUUCUGCCACACCAAAUUAUGGAAUCUGGUGUUUAACUCAUCAAAGUGGAAAAUACACUAAUGGUCUUGGUGAGACAGUCGGAGUGAAGAAGAGUCUCCAGAGGAUCAGAGUCCAGCUGGACUAUGACGGGGGGGAGGUGUCCUUCUACGACCCUGAAGACAUGACUCACAUCUACACUUACAGAGACACUUUCACUGAGAAACUCUUCCCAUGGUUCAGUAUUGGAUCAGCUGGUGAUGCUAAAACUGCUGAUAUCAAAAUCUGUCAAACUGAGAUUCUCUGUGAUGUUCAGGGAGGGUGGUGAGGUCAAAGUGAUUUAUUGGGAUUUUUAUAACAAAGGUGUUUUUUCUUGUCAGUUAGCUCUUUAUGGGAGAGAAUCGUGUAAUUUUAAAGUACAUGAAGAAAAUAUAGAGAUCCAGAUUAAAGAAAAAAUCAGAUUUGAUCUCUUUAAGCAAAUUACAUGAUGGAACACAUUCCUUGGUUGUUGUAAAAUAUAUUUCCAAAGCACAGAAUGAGAAACUAAAGCAUAAAUGGAGGCAGAAUAAGUUGUGUGAAGCAUUCUCACCAAAAUGGUGUUUGUGAUGUAAAUAUGCUGCAAGAACUGGGACGAGUAGAUUUACUGUCAUAAUUAUAUUUUUACGUUUAUCUACAGAUUUUUUUAUUUUAUUUUCCAAGGACAUACAACCUUAAGUUUACACUAAAAAAAGCUAUAAUUUUAAAUGACAUAAUCACAAAAAGCUUAAUUUUACCUUGUUUAUUUUUUACAUUUCACAAUUGCUUCAUUAUGUUUCAUAGUAACUGGUGACUUUCAUAGAUAAACGCUUCAGUUCCUUCACUUGUUUUAUGUGCAAACAAAUCAGUUUAGCAGUGAUGAUGCAGAAUUACAUUCUAUUCAUUUAUAUCAUUUUGAACAAAUAUUUUCAGAGUCAACAUACCAAAUAAUACAGUUGAUAGUGUUGAUUUAUGGGUAUAAUUUUCAUUCUGUUUAGUUCCACAAGGUAGAGACAAAGUACACUUUUCUUUUUACAGGCUGGCGAGGAUUUUGAUCAUUUUAUUUCCACUUUGUCACAUUUUGUACAUGGAUAUUAUUGUUUCCUAAACAGUUUUGUAAUUGUUCAUGUAAUUAUCUCAGAAAUCCGAUAUACAAAUAGAAUUAUUCAGCACUAAAGAGGCUGCCUGUUAUUUUGUGUUACUGUAGCAUCUUCAUUUAAAUUCAGAUGUUGUGGAUACAGAUUGCUAAUAAAUAAAAUACUUUAUCG